AUGCAUCAGGACCUGAAGGCAAGUUCCUCUGGGAAGGAGGUCCUCACAGAUCAUUACAUGAUCCUCAAUACCCUUGGUAUAGGCAGCUUUGCUGAAGUGAAACUGGCAUGCCACCUCCGUACAGAGGUGCAGGUUGCUCUGAAGAUUAUGGAAAAGGACAAAAAGACAGCUGCCUUGAUCACAAAUGAGGUAGAUAUCAUGAAAUUAUUGAACCACCCUAAUAUAAUUAAACUGUUCCAUGUCAUGGAAACUACUCAACAUAUCUAUAUGGUUAUGGAACUGGCCUCCGGGGGCGACCUAGCAGCCCGUAUAGUGGAGGUGGGCUCAAUGCAGGAAGAGGAGGCCCAACACAUCUUCACACAGAUGGUAUGUGCAGUUAAGUACUGCCAUGAGAAUAGCAUUGCACACAGGGACAUCAAACCAGAUAACAUACUGCUAGAUGGCAAAGGAAGCGUCAAGCUGUGUGAUUUUGGUCUAGCUACCAAAGUAACUGCUGGGCAGAAGUUGAAGAUAUUCUGUGGUACUGUCCCAUACUGUGCUCCAGAGCUUUUCAAUGGCCAAGAACAUGACCCCAAGACACCUGAUAUCUGGAGCAUGGGAGUGGUACUAUAUAUCAUGGUGACAGGGUAUCUCCCAUUCAAAGCAACAACAUAUAAAGAUAUGAAGGUGGAGAUGCAAGAUCCACAUUACUACAUUCCACCAAAGCUUCCAGAACACAUUGUUAACCUCAUUGUGAAGUUGUUCACUAUUGACUCUGAGCAGAGGCCCAAGAUACAUGACAUUAUGAAACAUCUGUGGCUCAAGGACAGUAAAGCACUUCUAAAACUAUCAUCUUCCCUGGAGAUGCUCCCUGGCAAACCAAACCUCAAUAUUGUGACAGCCAUGUGGGUCAUGGGCUAUAGUCCCAAGGACAUUAGAGACUCUUUACUUGAAAAAAAAUUUAACAACAUCAUGGCAACUUACUUAAUAUUAAAACAUCAGUCAUUCUUGGGCAGCAACAUACAUCAUCAAAUUAAACCUGUGCAAUCUAGUGUUGCCACUACACCUUCAUGUCUUCCUAUAGCUCAUCUCCCCCUAAACAGCACAAGGAGUGAGCCUGCUCUUCCCACCCACACCUUUCUGGCAAAACACCCAUUUCAUGACAAUGACAAGAUUGCAAUGAAGAAGGGGAGCAGAAGGCUCAGCAUGCCUGACAUCUUAUGGUGUCAACAGAAUGGGAACCUCUUUCCUAAAGUAGCACCUGAAUGUGGUCCUGUAGCUGCUCAUCUCAUGAGAAGCAGUUUUCAGGAGAGAUGCAUGACCUCCAAGGCUAUGGCCUUUGGCAGCACAUCCUCAGAAAAUAAUCUUUCUAGAAAUCAGAUUGCCCAGAUGGCACCACAGAGUGAAACUAACCUGAAGGAUAGCUCAUCUCCCCAGAACACAUCAUCUGUAAUGAACUCCAGGGAGGCACCUCAAGGUGUUACCACCACAGGCACUCAUCACAAGAGGAGCUCUUUCUUCUGUGAAACCUCUGAGCCAAGCUCCACUAGUACCCAGCCCCAAAGUGUGAUUACAGCCUCUUCCCACAACAUAAGGCAGUGCUGGAAGAGGGUGAAAAGGAGAGUAGUGAAUUGUUUCCAAAGACUGUGCUGCUGCCUAUUUCCCCAAAGGAGAAGCCAUGCUUCCCAGAAGAAAGUGUCUCCAAUAGAAAGGGAGGAGAAUGGAGUCACAUAA
This is a messenger RNA of Peromyscus eremicus (cactus mouse), 1713 nucleotides long. Its product is annotated as sperm motility kinase X-like. The transcript has a single exon. Gene Ontology annotation, cellular component: cytoplasm. Lineage: Eukaryota; Metazoa; Chordata; Mammalia; Rodentia; Cricetidae. Gene Ontology annotation, biological process: intracellular signal transduction; protein phosphorylation; microtubule cytoskeleton organization. The coding region runs from base 1 to 1713 and encodes 570 amino acids. The record is from RefSeq and is a predicted model, not a curated record. Gene Ontology annotation, molecular function: tau-protein kinase activity; protein serine/threonine kinase activity; ATP binding.